AUGAAAAGAAAACGUCAAUGUAAAUCAGUACCAGUAUUUGGGGAUAAAGACUUCCUUUUCGGAGAAUUUGGGGACUUUCCACUUGAUUUGAAAAUUUGUGUACUUAAGUUUUUAAAAAUUCGAGAGAUAGUUAAAUUUCGACAUAUUAUUAACGAUGAAGAGAUUAAUAGUUUAGAUCUUAGGCAAUUUAAAAAUAAUCCUGAUAAUCAUGAUGAUUAUUUGGAUGGCAGAUUAAAUUUUGAGGAGUUUAAGGUUGAUUCAGGUUAUUAUAACCCAAGAACAAGUAAACAGGACAGAUUUGAUUAUGCUGUUGAAAGACUUGAAGAAGGAUUAGAAAUGAUUAGAAAUAAUGAUAUUUCAAUUCCAAUUCAUAUCGAAAUUGGUAGUCGAGAUAGUGGGUAUCUUCAAAAUAAUCAUUUUAAAAAGUUAAGAUGUUUAGAUUGCAAGCCCUUAGAUAUUCGUUUAUCAUUGACUGAUUUGAGAUGUAAGGAUUGUAAAUUAUUGAAUAAAUUCUCAUCACCUAAGAAAGUUAACGAGUUGAUAGUGACUCUAAUGAAUCAUAAUGAAUAUAAAGCUUUCGAAAUUGAUAUUUCGAAGUUUACUGAAUUGAAAAAGUUUGACAUUUCAGAAAUAAACGAUGACCUAGAGAUUCAAAUAAAGCUAGAUUAUUCCAAUAAUUUAUAUCAUAAUUUGACAGAAUUAAUAACCUAUGAUAUAUUUGAUUUGAGAGAAAUAGGCAAAUUCACUAAUUUAAAAACAUUGAAGCUAACAUUUAAGCAUGGAAAAGAUGUCUUCUUACCGUUUCUACCAAGAUCCAUUACAAAAUUGAAAUUAACAUCACUAUGGGGAACAGGAGUACUUCAUAUCAAAUCAAAUGCCGAUUGCCCACCAAAUUUGACCUAUUUAAAACUUUAUGAUGAUGAAAAGCCAUAUUCUCCAUGGAGGGACACAUUAGCGUAUUCAUUUCCUUCAACUUUGAAAACUUUGAAAAUAUACGGGGAAGCAAUUUGUUCUGUUGUAACAAUGUUACCUCCAUAUUUAACUUGUUUAGAACUCAGGUUUGCACGUAGUUAUCUGUUGACACAAGAUUAUGAUUUUGAAUUGCCAGCUACACUUGAGAAAUUACAACUACAAAAUUUGAAUAUAACUAUUAGAGGUUCUAAUAAUAUGGUACUUCCAAAGAGAUUAGUUGAAUGUGAUAUUGGUCUGUGCAAUUUCUCAUUUGAAUUAUAUAGAGAUAAUCUUGAUGGUUCAAACAAGUAUUUAAAAUAUUUAAGUGUUUCAAAUGAUCACGAUGAUGAUGAUGUUGACGGUAUUCCUCUUAAUAACUUGAAUUUCAAGCAGUUUUCAAAAUUAACACUGAUGGAUCUAUUUUACUGUGGUAUACUGAGUUUGACUGACUUUAGACCACCAUUGCGCCUAGAGUAUUUAAAAAUCAAUGAUAAUAAAUUAUCAUCAAUGGAUGAGACAUGUCCAUUGUUUAAUAAUCCCAAUGAUUAUCCAAACUUAACUAUGUUAGACUUUUGUUGUCAAAUUACUUAUAUAUCACCAAAUAUCAAAUUACCUGUAAAUUUAGAAAGCCUUCAAAUUAGAGAUGAUUGUUCAAAGCAAUUUUGUUUCAAUACAUCGAUCGUGACACAUCAAAAAUUAACUCAUGUCUGCAUACGACAGCUCUCGUCAGUAUCUUUUAAUGUGGAACAUAUAGGAAGUGAAAUGAAUACAAUAUUGAGAGAGUUAUCUCUUGAUUUUGAUGAAAAUUCCUUUCCUGGUGGUAAAGAUGAAAUUGAUCAAUUUUAUGAUAAGCUUGAAAGGGUACUAUGGCAAGAUAAGGAGUAG
Molecule: messenger RNA, 1836 nt
Organism: Scheffersomyces coipomensis
Lineage: Eukaryota; Fungi; Ascomycota; Pichiomycetes; Serinales; Debaryomycetaceae
Exons: 1
Coding region: 1-1836 (611 amino acids)
Source: RefSeq, a predicted model, not a curated record